CAUGCGCAUCGUGGGCGUUGAUCCCAGCGUAGGCAACUACCUGGUGGCCUGUGUCGGGUCAAUGCCAGGCUUCUCACCGCACAGCUACAGUGGCCGGCCACGAGCCGCGCACGUCUGGCGUGGCCCAGAUGGCCCUCCUGGGCCUGCCCAGCCCCCACUGCAGCGACGGCGGUGACGGCAACAGCGGCGAUGGCAGCAGCAGCAGCGGCGGCAGCGGCGACAGCAGCGACGGCGUCGGCGGGGGCAGAAACGGAGGUGGCGGCGCAAGGGUGGCGGGGCACGCGCCAGCACACGCAUCAGCGUGCCGCAACAGAACGGCGCCGCCAGCAGCGCGCCUGCUUUACCCGGCUGUCUGGCGCUGGCUACCGCCACUACACAGGCCAGACAGGCCGUCGGCUGUGGCUGCAGGCACGGCUAAAGGAGCAGCCGGCGCUCAAGCGCUGUCAGGCGGGGAUACCCAGCGCGCGGGUGGCGUCGGCAGCUGACCAUGAGCUGCGAAUACGCUACCUCUACUCUGGAGGUGGCGUGGACGCGGCGGCGGCUGCGGGGUCUGCGCCUGCGCCGGUGCAACAGUACGGGCUGUGGCACCUACUCCGUUUCUACCGGCAGUGGGGCCAGCGGCGGUGGCGCCUGACUGUCCAUGUGCGGACGCAGAAGGUGCUGGAGCACAAGACGCAGCAGCUGGCUGGUGGAAGGCCCAAGGAGGAGGUCAUUGUUGGCUGGGGCAACGCCAACACUGGCUAUGGCGGUUGCAUCAGCAGGUCGGGGCGGGGCCCAAACCGGGCACUGCUCCGCCUGCUGGUGGACAAGUACGCGCACCUGGUGGUGUACGUGGACGAGUUCUACACAUCGCAGGUGUGUGCGAAGUGCGGGCGGCGCUUACUCGGCGACGGGCAGCGCUGCCUGCAGGCGGUCGUGCCAUGGGGGGCUUACGUGCUCACCAAGUCCAAGUGUGCAACCACUGCGGGACGGUGUGGGGACGUGACGUCAACUCCACAACCAACAUCCGGCACGCGCUGGUGGAGAUGCUGCUGGGGCACAAGCGACCUGCAUCGCUGCAGACUGGCGGCGGCGGCGGCGGUGGCAGCGGCGGCGGCGGCGGCGGCAGCAGCGGGGGUGCGUGCGCACAUCUUGGUAGCGGAGGGGGCGGGAAAGGCCACGUGGAGGAGGCGAGCGCAGCGCCGCCCAAGAAGCGGCGCAAGCGCGCAGGCUGAGGAGCCGGCUGGUGUCCAGGUAGCGGUCCGCGGUGGGGCUGGCAGGGCAUGCGUAGCGGCAUGCGUAGCGGCAUGACGAGUACGGUAGUGCGGCUGUUGACAAGUGUGCUGUGUCUGGCUGCGGUUGGCUCUGCUGGACAUCGCGAUUGCUAGGCCCUAGGUGUGGCUAUGUGCCUGUGGAAACCGACCCCGGCUAUGUCCGGGCGAUGAGGUUGUUCGGCCUCAGAGAGUGGAGGGGCUCAGCCCCUUUUCCCGUGACCGGGGAUCACUUGUCUAAGUGACUGGCGCAUUGCGCACGCGCGCGCGUAUUGCGUGCCCCAUAUGUUACAUUGUUAACAAAG
Molecule: messenger RNA, 1555 nt
Organism: Chlamydomonas reinhardtii
Lineage: Eukaryota; Viridiplantae; Chlorophyta; Chlorophyceae; Chlamydomonadales; Chlamydomonadaceae
Exons: 4
Coding region: 190-1290 (366 amino acids)
Source: RefSeq, a predicted model, not a curated record